Messenger RNA from Lasiosphaeria miniovina, 1059 nucleotides. RefSeq lists its product as uncharacterized. Lineage: Eukaryota; Fungi; Ascomycota; Sordariomycetes; Sordariales; Lasiosphaeriaceae. Gene Ontology annotation, cellular component: nucleus; cytoplasm. The record is from RefSeq and is a predicted model, not a curated record. The transcript has 2 exons. The coding region runs from base 1 to 1059 and encodes 352 amino acids.
AUGACGACGGCCGACAUCAAGGAGCUGGAUGCUCACGAACAACCCUCGGAUGCCCUCAGGGCCGAGUGGAAGUCGUUCGCCAAGGCCGACCAGAAAGAGCUGAUUGACAGCGGUGACAUUGAUGAUUUAGGCUCUCCAGAAAAAGCCGCCAAAUUCUGUCUUGCCGGCGCCAUUCCCGUGCAGAGACUCAACAGCGCCUUCAGCCACGUCUGCUCCAACGAUUCGCCGGCUCUCCGGGCCGACAAGGACACCCCCAUCUACUUCCACCCCAUUCUCCCAGGAAAAUCAGGCCUGCUCAUCGUGCCCUCGGUAGUCCCGCCCGAGGUCCAGAAGAUCCUCCUGAGACACCUGAUUCACAGAGAUUUGUCCGAUCCGAGGCAUCAGACAAACAUGCAUCUGCAUUUCAAUCUUCCAUACCCUGAACGGAAUGAUGGCGAAGAGUCGUCCUUCUUCUCGUAUUCUCCGGACUCGCCUGAGACAUUCCAGCCCAAGGAUCUCGAGGCCCACAAGCCGCUGUCCGUAAAGCAGGUGCUGGAACGCAAACUCCACUGGGUAACGCUGGGAGGCCAGUACGACUGGACAAAUCGCGUCUACCCUGGAGAGCGCCCGCCUGACUUCCCGCACGACAUUGCCGCCUUCCUCGAGACGCUCUUCCCGGAAACGCUUGCCCAGGCUGCCAUUGUCAACUUUUACACGCCAGGAGACACCAUGAUGAUGCACCGCGACGUGUCUGAGGAGACGGACAAGGGCUUGAUAAGCCUCAGUCUCGGCUGUGACUCGCUAUUCAUGAUUGCCCCCAAUGACGUCGGCAAGCUGUCCGACGAAGAAAAGAAGGCGCUCCACGGCAGAGGCUAUCUGCUUUUGCGACUGCGGUCCGGCGAUGCCGUUUACAUGACCAAAGAGUCCCGUUUCGCGUGGCACGGCGUGCCCAAAGUGCUGAAAGGGACUUGUCCUCCGUAUCUGGAGGACUGGCCGGCAGAAGAUGGAAAGUACGAGGAGUGGAGGGGGUGGAUGAAGAACAAAAGGAUCAACGUCAACGUGAGGCAGAUGCGGGACUAG